AAACAAGCUAUUACAUCCAUAGGCCAUCAUUUCUUCUAAUAUUUGUUCUAGAAAAGAACAUUCCAUAAACAGAAUAACCGCAACUGCCUAUUUUUCCUUUGCCUUUUAAAGUUGACAACAUUGGAAACACAAAUACGAAGCCUUUCUCAUUCCCCUCUUCUUCAAACACUUCUCCUUUCUUUGUUCUUCUUCAUUCUAAGGGGGAUUUCUUAUAUUAAUGGGUACCUCAAAAAGACCUUCUUUGGCCAUUAUAAUGGCAUGGUUAACUCUAAUGCAAGGACUUUUGGUUGCUGUUAAUGGUCAUUUUAAUUAUAAGGAUGCACUUGCUAAGUCAAUUAUUUUCCUAGAAGCACAAAGAUCAGGAAAACUCCCCCCAAAUAACAGGCUACCUUGGAGAGGAGAUUCUGCCCUAGAGGAUGGUAAACUUGUAAACGUGGACCUUGUGGGAGGAUAUUAUGAUGCAGGAGACAAUGUGAAAUAUGGACUUCCUAUGGCUUUUACAGUAACAACUCUAGCAUGGAGUACUCUCGCUUAUAAAAAAGAGUUACAAGCUGUAGGCGAGUUUGAAAAUGCGGUUGCUGGCAUCAAAUGGGGCACAGAUUAUUUUCUAAAAGCUAGUAGUAGACGCAACCGUUUGUAUGUGCAGGUGGGAGAUCCAGAACUUGAUCAUCAAUGUUGGGUUAGACCAGAAGUUAUGCAAACACCAAGAACUGUGUUACAAAUUGAUGAGAAGGAUCCUGGAACAGAGAUUGCAGCAGAAACUUCAGCUGCAAUGGCUGCUGCUUCCAUGGUAUUUAGAUCCUUAAAUCACACAUAUGCUCGUCGUCUCCUCAACAAGGCCAAACUGCUUUUUACAUUGGCUAAGGCACACAAAGCAACAUACGAUGGAGAAUGCCCCUUCUACUGCUCUUACUCUGGCUACAAUGAUGAGCUAAUGUGGGCAGCAACAUGGCUAUACAUGGCAAGCAAGAAGUCUAUGUACUUGAAAUAUGUUAUGAACGAAGCCAUUAAUGCUAAUGUUGCUGAGUUUAGCUGGGAUCUCAAAUACGCUGGAGCACAAAUCCUACUCUCUCAGUUUUUCUUCCAAGGAGAGCAAGGUUUAGCCUCUCAUAAAAAUGGAGCUGACAGUUUCAUAUGCUCAAACCAUCCUGAAAGCCCCUACCAUCAAGUUUAUAUCUCUCCAGGUGGUGUCCUUCACUUGAGAGAUGGAGCCAACAGUCAAUACGUUACUGGAGCUGCUUUAUUAUUUAGUGUCUACAGUGACAUCCUCAGACAAUACAACCAGAAAGUAAAUUGUGGAGACAAGCAACUUGACGCAGACAGCCUCAUGAGCUUUGCCCAUCAGCAGAUGGACUACCUGCUAGGAAACAACCCACAGAAAAGAUCAUACAUGGUAGGUUUCGGAAACAACCCACCAAAGGAACCACAUCAUAGAGGAGCAUCAGUACCAAGAACACAAGCAAAUCAAGUAGUGAGCUGUCCGAUGAGCUUCGUGUACUGGUUCAACCAAAAUGGCCCAAAUCCAAAUGAGCUGACAGGUGCAUUUGUGGGUGGACCUGACAAACUUGAUAACUUUGUGGACAAACGAUCAGCUUCUUCAUUUACAGAGCCAUGCACUUAUGUUAACUCUCUUGCAGUUGGCGUUCUGGCAAAGCUAGCAGCCCACGCAUAGUAAUGUAUUAUGAAUACAGUGGAUCAAUUUCGUAUUGUUAUAUUGAGCAUGAAAUUUUUUUAGAAUGUUAAAGAGUCUUUUGACUCUCGGCUCAUUCAUCAGCUUUUAUCUUGAAAAUGGAAACUUGUAUGCUUUGUUUUAAUUUCAUGUAAUUUCUUUUAUUUUAUUUUGUGUAGCAAAGUUAUAGAACUUUUUUGCGAACAAUGCUAAUUUUUUUACUGAUA
Messenger RNA from Ricinus communis (castor bean), 1896 nucleotides. Its product is annotated as endoglucanase 16. Gene Ontology annotation, biological process: carbohydrate metabolic process. The transcript is spliced from 8 exons. Bases 218 to 1672 code for a protein of 484 amino acids. The record is from RefSeq and is a predicted model, not a curated record. Lineage: Eukaryota; Viridiplantae; Streptophyta; Magnoliopsida; Malpighiales; Euphorbiaceae. Gene Ontology annotation, molecular function: hydrolase activity, hydrolyzing O-glycosyl compounds.